UUUCUUUUCUUUUUUCUUUUCUUUCUGUUGUAUGAUUAUUGUGUAAUAUAUAUGACAAAACAAUCAAGUUUAUUACUAUCAUUACCAAAAGAGCUUUUAUUGGAAAUAAUCAUACAUGUCGCAAGUUAUCAGCUAUUACCUACUUCACUUUUAGAAUUAUCUCAAUGUUGCAAACACUUGUAUCAUCUUAUACACAAAGAUCCUUGGAGACAAAAGAAAUUAUGGCCUUGUGCCUUUCAUUAUCGUUUUGAUACACAUGCUAUCUAUAGACGUCGACUUCAUUAUAAUUACAAUUGGUACACUGCUCUUCAAAAACGAUGUAAAGCUUUACAAUUGUGUAAAUUAUUUGCUUCAAAUACGAAGCGAAUUGAUUUGUUAAACUCGAUUAAUUGGGAAGUUAUUUGGGAUAUGAUUACUGAACAUGAUCAGUAUAAUAUUCCACAUCUUUUAAAAUAUCAAGUUCAAUUAGCCGCUGGUGCCGCAUUUCAAUUGGGCCCUUAUCGUGAUCGAGAAAGUUAUCCUGUAGUGUUACCUAUUUUAUCUCUGCUUGUCAAUUAUGAUUUUUCAAUCACACAUUUCUUCCAAGCCAAUAAUACCAUUGUUUCAACCGAGCUAAGUCAAUUUGCAUAUAAUUUUGAAGCGGACGCACUUAUUACACAAUAUACACCUUUAAGAGAUUUCCAUACCUCAUGGUCUAUUCCCAUAGAUCAACAACAUACCUCAUCCAUCAACAUAACAGCUUUUUAUCCCUCUCAGGAUCCUCUCUCUUCAGCCUUUCAUUUAUUUUUUGUCACCUUAUUUGCUCAUCAUCCACAGCUUUAUCAGGCUAUACCAAAUUGUGUUCCAAUCCCCUUAUUUACAUUACAUUCGGAAUUAUUUGACGUUGAAUUCUUAAGACGCUACGAACGAAAUCUGUUUUUAGUGAGCUUACAGAGAUCUAAAAACGGUGAAUCAUCAUCAAUGAAGAAGAUCCAUAACAGUAGUACACCAUUGUAUAAUAUUUAUACAGAUUCAGGUUUUGCUUCCACGAGUCGCUUUGUUAGUGAAGCUUAUUUAAUUGAAGGUGAAUGGGUUGGUUAUUAUACCUUUCAAGAUCCUGACGAUGACUCCAACAUGGAGGACUGGUUUGAUGGGCCUAUGCGUAUGACAAUCAAGGUUGUCCCCUUAGAGGAUCAAUCAGGAGAACCUAUCAGUCAAUCCUCUUGGCUCUCUCGUUGGUUAGAUCACGAUCAAGACAGUACUGUUGAACCAAGAAAGAGACGAAAGACGAACAAUAAUAAUUUAGCUAGUACCAUUCAGAAUGCAGUCGCAUCACCAAGACCUUCAAGGGAACAUCAAUUCCCCUCAAAACAUCUCAUUGCAUGCCCCCUGACUCGAUUUGAGGGUACAGGUAUUGAUAACUUGGGCCAUUUUUCGAUUACAGGUCUUAUUGAUGACACUGAAGAAGGACAAGUAACUUGGGAAAAGAAUUAUAUCGACUCUGGUGAAACUUGGGAAUAUACCGGUCGAUUUAUUUGGCCGAUCGGUCUUUCUGGACGAUGGGGAGAUGAAGAAUAUGGUGGUCCUUGGUGGAUGUGGAAAGUCUCGGAUAAUAAUUCGACUACAGCAGCAAAAUAGCUUAUAUUAUAUUAAUAAUAAUGAGAAUAAUAAUAAUACCCCCUUCCCCUUCCGUUUUCUUUUUUCUUUUUUUUUGUAAUUCUAUCUUCUUCUGGUCAAGAAAAUAUUUCGCUACAUAUACAAUAUAAUACUAUAAUUUUUGCAUUACAUGUAUAAUAUGCAAGUAUGCCUCAUAUAAUAGCAAAUAAAAUUAAUAAAUGAUAUGUACUAAAACUGU
Cokeromyces recurvatus is the source of this 1834-nucleotide messenger RNA. RefSeq lists its product as uncharacterized. Gene Ontology annotation, molecular function: protein binding. The transcript has 3 exons. The record is from RefSeq and is a predicted model, not a curated record. The coding region runs from base 52 to 1617 and encodes 521 amino acids. NCBI's taxonomy places the organism in Eukaryota, Fungi, Mucoromycota, Mucoromycetes, Mucorales, Mucoraceae.